AUGAUUUUCCACAUAGCGGCUUUGAGCUUCCUCUUUUUUCCUGUUCGCGGUUUCAUCUUAAAGACCUCCCAACUUCGAUUCCACCGCCAUUCAGGCAACAGCAUUGCAGAUGAGGAAUUCAGUGUGUCUGCACUGUUAGAGAAGGCAAAUGUAAAUGUUGGCAAGAACCCAAAUGAACCUCUCGUGAUGUUUGGAGACAUAGCCAUACCAAGUGGACUCCAGAACGCUGAUCCUUGCACAAGAAAUAGGUGUCGAUGGCCAAAAGCAUCAGAUGGCUUAGUCUACGUGCCAUACAGGAUUUCCCAACAGUACUCUGCAAGACAAAGAGCGACCAUAAUGAAUGGUCUGGAGUCCUUUGCGGAAUCUACUUGCAUUCGCUUUACCCCGCGGAAUGGACAAGAGGACUUUGUGGACAUCAAGUCCCGCACAGGGUGUUAUUCGUUUGUUGGGCGGCGUGGUGGUGGCCAAGACGUGUCGUUGAGCCGUCAGGGCUGUGUUUUCCGACAUAUAAUCCAACACGAAUUGCUCCACGCCCUGGGAUUCAAUCAUGAACAGACUCGAUCUGACAGGGACCAGCAUGUCAGAAUCCUCCUUCAGAAUGUCAUGCCUGGGACGGAGAGCAACUUCAGGAGAAUCAGGACAAGAAACCUUGGCACUCCCUACGAUUACAACUCUGUCAUGCACUAUGGAAGGUUUGCCUUUUCCAGGAACAGACAGCCAACAAUAGUACCAAUCCCUGAUGAGAACGUUGCUAUUGGGAGGGCUGAUAAAAUGAGCCCUAUUGACAUUCGUCGGGUAAACAUUCUUUAUCAGUGCAAUGCUUAUCUUUUGCCAAACCCAGCAAUGAACUAG
Nerophis lumbriciformis (worm pipefish) is the source of this 852-nucleotide messenger RNA. Lineage: Eukaryota; Metazoa; Chordata; Actinopteri; Syngnathiformes; Syngnathidae. The record is from RefSeq and is a predicted model, not a curated record.